Molecule: messenger RNA, 900 nt
Organism: Carica papaya (papaya)
Lineage: Eukaryota; Viridiplantae; Streptophyta; Magnoliopsida; Brassicales; Caricaceae
Product: 17.3 kDa class I heat shock protein
Source: RefSeq, a predicted model, not a curated record
ACUUCAGGCGCCAAAAUUACAGUUGAAGCUGAUAAUGGUGGUGGAAGUGUCUGGAACGAACUGGGAUCUUCUCCUUUGCUAGAACUCUCCUCUUCCUCCUAUAAAUAUACCAAUACGCACGCCUCUUCCCCAUCGAAGCACAUCCUUUCAGCGAUAUAGGCAGCAUAUCAGAGCAAUCUCAAAAUCAAAUCUUUCAAGUUUCUGUAAAGCAAAACAAAACCAGUUCUUCAACAUGUCUCUGAUUCCGAGCUUCUUUGGAAACCGAGGAAGCAGUGUGUUCGAUCCCUUCUCGCUCGACGUUUGGGACCCAUUCAAGGAUUUUCCUUUCCCUUCCUCGUCAAUUUCUCGGGAAAAUUCCGCCCUUGUUAACACGCGUGUGGACUGGAAGGAGACACCGGAGGCGCACGUCUUCAAGGCGGAUCUUCCCGGUCUGAAAAAGGAGGAGGUGAAAGUGGAGGUAGAGGAUGACAGGGUGCUGCAGAUAAGCGGGGAGAGACACGUGGAGAAGGAGGACAAGAACGACACAUGGCACCGCGUGGAGCGCAGCAGCGGGAAGUUCUCGAGGAGGUUCAGAUUGCCAGAGAACGUGAAGAUGGACCAGGUGAAGGCUUCAAUGGAGAACGGGGUACUUACUGUUACGGUGCCCAAAGCAGAGGUGAAGAAGCCCGACGUUAAGGCCAUUGAGAUCUCUGGUUGAGAAUCUGGAAUUCAUGGUUCUACAGGUGUUUCGUUCAUGUUUCUUAGCGUAUAGUUUAUGAAUCAAUAAGUGGGUACAAGAUAUGAUUGUGCAUGCCAAGUGUUUGAUGAAAUGUGGGUGUUCGCAUUUUGUAAUGUUGUUGUAAAGUUGAUAUUCUGAUCAUGAAUAAAAUAAUCAUCGAAGCAUAAAGAAUUUUUUAUUUA